Helianthus annuus (common sunflower) is the source of this 1335-nucleotide messenger RNA. RefSeq names its product UPF0481 protein At3g47200. The coding region runs from base 1 to 1335 and encodes 444 amino acids. The transcript has a single exon. The record is from RefSeq and is a predicted model, not a curated record. Lineage: Eukaryota; Viridiplantae; Streptophyta; Magnoliopsida; Asterales; Asteraceae.
AUGCAGGUGCAAGACCAAACCCAUAGCAACAUCGAGCUCCCUGAUGACUCGAUUAUUGACUCGAUCAUUGACUCAAUUUCUAACUCUGUUGUCUAUGAUGCUCCCACUCCCCCACCGUCAUCAGUGUCACGUAUCCCUAGAAUUCCAAGAAUGGUGAGAGAGAAAGACGACUACGAGAAAUACUAUGUUCCCAAUGUUGUCUCCAUUGGUCCAUACCAUUUUGGGGAACCGAAACUCCAAUUUGUCGAGAAACUCAAGCCUGUUUACACAAUGAAGCUCCUUAAAGGCAAGAAGGAUAUCCUAAAAAGUUUGUAUAAAACACUUGGUGAACAACAAAUGGUGGAAAAAUUAAGAAGCUUCUAUGAAGAAAAUUCGACAACCAAGUUUAGUGAUGAUGUCUUUACUAAGAUGAUGUUGCUAGAUUCUUGUUUUAUUUUGCACUAUGUAAAUUCUGAAAAAUGGUGGUGGGGAUAUCAUUUUCCACAGUUAAAUUACAAACAACUUUCGUUUGUUUGUCAGGAUUUGUUUAUGUUGGAAAACCAAAUUCCCUUCCAAGUUCUAAGUGUGGUGAUGAGUAGUUUGGCAAAAAUAUACGAUUUAAAGUAUGUCGAUACCGAAAAGAACAUCCAUCAGCUCAUCCGUUCUGCCAGUUUGUUGGCAUAUCCAUCAGAUCAACACUUAUUAUCCCCCGAACCGGAUCAUCUUCUCCAUCUUCUUCAUCGUAGUCAUACACCUCAAGUUGUAAGACGUCCCACGAAGAAUUUGAAUCGAAGUUACAAUUACAAAAGCAGUAAUUUCCCCAACGUUAACCAGCUUUUGGAUGUAUGGAUUCGUUUCAAGCCAUGUGAGACUUUGGAACAUAUUAAUUUCUCUAGAAGAGGGUGUAUGUUUUCAUCGUAUGUAGAACUCCCUCCAAUAACCGUGGAUGAUGACACCAAGCCUAUUUUGUUAAACUUAAUAGCCUAUGAAACGUGCCCAGGUAAAGAAAUUGCAUGGGUUUCAUCGUACGUUUGUCUUCUUCAGUCUCUGAUUUGCAACCAUGAGGACGUUAAGGUUCUUAUAAAAGCUGGGGUGCUUGAAAACGGCUUAGGGACUAACAACGAAGUAGUGGAUUUCUUCAAAGAAAUAACAAAUGAUUUAGUUACACAAAAAUUAUAUAUUGAAGUUAAGAAUGAGAUACAAAGUCAUUAUGAAGGUUGGAGUAACACACCUAUUUCUGAACUUACGCACGAAUAUCGCAAGAGCCCCUGGAAGUUUCUUUCACUUCUUGGAGCUUUGAUAGCUCUUUUUCUUAGUGCCGUUCAAACUUAUUUCACUGUCUGGAGUCCCAAAUGA